CAGGGGCAGGGGCUCGGCCUGCCGCCCGCAAACAAGGGCGCCGCCGGGCUGGGCAUGCCCGGCGCUCCCGGCCUCGGACACCUCUCCUCGGGCAUGGCAGGGCCGGGCAUCGGCCUCGGCAUGGGUCCGCCGCCGGAGCUCGCGAGCGCGAUGGGGGGCACCGGCUUCGACAUGUCCGACUUCCCCUCGCUCGGCGGCCGCCCCGCCGCCGCCAACCCCGCGCUGCAGCAGUUCCGCGCCGCGCCGCCGCCCGCGCAGUCCGAGUUUCGUGCCGUCGAAGAGGACUUCCCCGCGCUGGGAGGCGCGCCUGCCAAGCGGCCCGCCGCGGUGGGGAGCGGCGGCGCCGACUUCCCCCCGCUCGGCGGCGGGAUGGGGGACGAGGCCGCGCAGAGCCACGCGCUCGCGCGAGACUUUGGCGCGCCUCCGGGCGGAGAGCCGGCGAGCAGCGCGGGCAGCGCGACGGACCGGUUUGGGCUGAUGGGCAUCCUGUCGGUGAUCCGGAUGACGGAGCCAGACCUCAACACGCUCGCACUCGGCACCGACCUCACCUCUCUCGGCCUCAACCUCAACUCUGCCGACUCGCUCUACGCCACGUUCGCCUCGCCGUGGGCCGACGCGCCCGCGCAGCGCGAGCCGGAGUUUACGCUGCCGCAGUGCUACUACAUGCAGCCUCCGGCGCUGAAGACGGGCCACUUCUCGAAGUUUCAGCUGGAGACCCUCUUCUACAUCUUCUACAACAUGCCGCGAGACACGCUGCAGGCGUACGCUGCGACCGAGCUGUACAACCGCGACUGGAGGUACCACAAGGACCUCACGCUCUGGUUCACGCGCGCCAGCCGGCAGGAGGGGGGCGGCGAGGCCGGCCAGAAGGGGCAGUACCUCGGCUUUGACAUCCACGAGUGGCGCAAGAACAAGAAAUACCGACCGCGGCCGAGUUCUUCUUUUAGGCAGUACAUCUACUUUGACAUCCACGAGUGGCGCAAGAAGCUCUUCCACGGCGUGGGCGGCGGCGGCGCGGCGGGCGGCGAGGGCGCGGAGGGCGAGAGCGAGGAAGCGCCCCUGCCGAACCUCGGCGGGGACUGA
Molecule: messenger RNA, 1083 nt
Organism: Emiliania huxleyi CCMP1516
Lineage: Eukaryota; Haptophyta; Isochrysidales; Noelaerhabdaceae
Exons: 7
Coding region: 55-1083 (342 amino acids)
Biological process (GO): nuclear-transcribed mRNA poly(A) tail shortening; regulation of DNA-templated transcription
Cellular component (GO): P-body; CCR4-NOT core complex
Source: RefSeq, a predicted model, not a curated record